AUGGCCUCCACCACCCACCAUCACCGCCAAAAGUCUCGCUCAAACCAAGACCAAAAGCCAGCAAUCCUCAGAAAGCCUCCCCCACACUUCUCCGAAAAUCCAAACAUCCACCUCUCAACAGCAGCCCUCCAACAAUUCACCCGUAAUUACUCCUACAGCAUACCUCAAGACACCAACCCACACAUAAAAUACCUGGAUCACGAUAAAGCCUAUCCAUGGUUCACCGCCUUAGAGCUACUGAAAGUGUUCAACCGAAGUAGAGGAACCGCCGUCGAUAUUGAAGGAUUUAGACCGAUGAUAAAUGCCGCGCGAGAGAAGAGGGUGAUUGAGAAUGUAGGAUGUGAUAUAAAAGAUACAACUGAUUGGCAGUUUACGAAGGCGUGGGUGGAGGGAAGAGGGGGUGAUGUUCUGCUGAGAAGUUGGACGGAGCGUGGGAAGAUUGAGGGGGGUGGUAGUGGUGGAAGUUUGUGA
Glarea lozoyensis ATCC 20868 is the source of this 471-nucleotide messenger RNA. RefSeq lists its product as uncharacterized. The transcript has a single exon. The coding region runs from base 1 to 471 and encodes 156 amino acids. The record is from RefSeq and is a predicted model, not a curated record. Lineage: Eukaryota; Fungi; Ascomycota; Leotiomycetes; Helotiales; Helotiaceae.